Fomitiporia mediterranea MF3/22 is the source of this 1276-nucleotide messenger RNA. RefSeq lists its product as uncharacterized. The record is from RefSeq and is a predicted model, not a curated record. NCBI's taxonomy places the organism in Eukaryota, Fungi, Basidiomycota, Agaricomycetes, Hymenochaetales, Hymenochaetaceae. The coding region runs from base 326 to 1150 and encodes 274 amino acids. The transcript has 7 exons.
UCGUCCACACUUCCUCACUGGUCCUUAAUGGUCCUUGGUGGCCACAGUAAUGCAACAUAGAUCCUUCAGCAGCAUAGCCAGGCACUCGGGACGGGUAUGAAAUCUGCUUUGACUUUGACGUUUCUGUUUCUUCUCCUGUCAUGUGUGUCCACGUGAGGGUGACAAACCUCUGAGAUACUGGCGUGCUUCCUGACACUUUCUGCAAUUAUGAGCACUACAUCUUCCCUUAGUAUAAAAGCAAAAAUCUUCUCCCCUCUAACCACCAGAGCCACUCUCUUCUCAUCCUUUUUCUAGACCGCCUUCGUAGCCCUUAUCUCCAGUAUCAAUGUCUAAGCCAGUUCUGUACACUUUUGGGGGUUCAGUCUGGGCUGCUGUUCCGGAGCUUGCCAUUCGUGAGCUGGGAUAUUUCCCGGACGGUAUCGAAAUCAAGAUUAUAAACCUCCUGAAGGGAGAGAACUUCAAUCCCUCAUUCGUCAAGGUCAAUCCAAAUGCAACUCUCCCGACUCUCACUGCAGACGGCAAAGUGUAUACCAACACAACAGACGUCAUCUCAUACCUUGUCGAGCACGCCCCAAAGUCAGUAAAGAAGGCUUCGGACAAUGAUAUCGUGAAACGUAUUCAUGAAGAUGACAUUGAUCCUAACUUUGCCCUUCUCCUUUCUCGAAACGAUGAAGAGAAGAAAGCUCGCGCUUCUGGUCUCGUACUAUCGUUCUUGUCAGGCCGCCAAGAUGCACUACACAAACACGCCUCAACACCCGAAGCAUCCGAGUUCAGCGACUUCUACAAAGGCAAAAUCGAAGGUAACGGCGGGCUCCUCGCACUAUACUCCGACAAAGCACCCGAUCAUGCAAAGCAAAAGUUUUUCGAAACGUCCACUCAGCAUUGGGAGAACCUUCGCACCUUCAUUCUCAAUUCACUGCCGAGUUACCUCCCGGAUGAGACGGCCUUCUUCGGUGGUGACGUUCCAGGUGAAGCGGACUUCCAUGGCGGUGCUUGGUUAUCUCGUAUCGUAGCUACUGUUGGUGGUAAAGACGUCGAUGCACUCGAGAGCGAGCUUAAGCAACCUGUCCCUCCGAAGGUUGUUGAAUAUUGGAAAGCGUGGAGUGUGCGUGAGAGUUGGAAGUCUGUCUACGCUGAGGGUUUGCAUUAAACGUACCAGAUUUUCGUUAACGCGGUACAGACCAAGUGUAUAAGUAGACACGUAGACAUGUAGAUGAAUUGUCCGGAAUCCAUAAUUUACAUGUAAUGCAUCGAAGACAUAAAAAAGUUGUACCAA